Messenger RNA from Macrobrachium nipponense, 4340 nucleotides. RefSeq lists its product as uncharacterized. The record is from RefSeq and is a predicted model, not a curated record. Lineage: Eukaryota; Metazoa; Arthropoda; Malacostraca; Decapoda; Palaemonidae.
GAACCAACAAUCAUUACUCCCUCCUCCUUCAAGAUGAAACUGAAACAGAUGGUAUAGGUUUGGAAGAAGAGGAGGAGGAAGAAGCUGAAGCUGACAUGAACGGUAUAGAAGAGGAAGAUGAUGAUGACGACGAUGAAGAGGCAAUUGAGGACAGUGAUGAGGAAGAAAUCUUUAGCAGCAGCAAGCACCGCACUCUUUCACAUGAAGGUGCCAACCUCAAUGGUCAGAAUCAUAUAGGGGGACAUGGAAAUGAGUAUAGAUUACUGAACAACAAUGAUGCAGACCUCAAAGCUGUUAUUGACACACCAAUCACUAUCUGGACACCCACGCCCAUGUCUCCAGCUCGUCGUGCAUGCUUCAUUGCUUCUAUCAUGUUUGGUGUAUUGAUAGUGGCCACUUUUUUGUGGGUUCUUCCAUGUGAUGUCCAACCAUGUGAGGGGGAAAUGGGCUUAUCUGACAGAAGUUGGGCUGUGAAGAUAGAGGGAAUGGGGAUCAACCAAACAAAGUUGGUAAGGAGGCUUUCAGGUGGUCAUAAUGUCCUACUAAGUUAUUAUACUUCCAACAACAUAUCUGGGUGGCAUACAGAAAAUUCGACAGCAUCAGAUGGUGAUGUUUGGAGAGCAGAUCAAUUAUCAACUGGAUGUAAUAACUGUGGUGAGGGAGAUGAUGGUGAAGAUGAUGCAAUUGACAUAAUUGGUGAUGGACAAUGUGGCUUAUUAAUGCUUGAUGGAAAUUUGGGCCGUGAGAACUGGCGAAUACCAUUGAGAGAAUGUCCAGUUGAUUUGCAGUGUGAUCUUCUGGAUGUUAGUGGAGAUCAUGUUCCAGACUGCUUAGUGAGAGGUAGUCACUCCAUGGUUUUCAUGAUAGAAGCUCGGUAUGGAUCAAUAAUGUGGUACUUACAUCAACAUAAAGAAACUGAAGGGAAAGCCCAUGGAGAUUCCAACCCCAUUCAUAGUACACGGCCUCCAGCCAGACUUUUAAACCCGGGCUCUGCAAUAGUUAUCCCAGAUGUAAAUAAUGACAGUUAUGAUGAUCUUUUAAUGUAUGGCAUAUUGACCCAAUCCCCUCAGCCAUGGAAUAAUGAAUAUACUGAUUCAGAAUUUUGGAGUUCUGAAACUGACUCACACAACCCCAAUAAGUCACUUCUUCCAAUAAACAAUUUGGUGUUAGUCAGUGGGCAGUCAGGAAGUGUCCUUGGUACCCCAUUCAUACUUAAACAAUGCCAGAAGAUCUUGACGCUUGUUUUGGAAGGACCAAUGAUUCACUACACUUGCAUAUGGGUAGAGGGAGAAAAGGAACCUGGUCAGAUUCAUCUCACAGCAUUACUUAAUCAAAUUCUCGGCAAUAGUGCUCCAGUGGAUGAGCCUGUACCACAUGAAAAUUCUUAUGGUCAUGCUUUCCCUGUCCACACACAAAGAAGAGACCCAUGCCGAGUUAAGGUUUAUAAUAAGGGUAAAUGCCCGAGCUGUCAGUCAAAGAUACAGUUCUUUCAUGUAGACGGUCACAUCGCUUGGGAUCGAGAGUAUGAACACAGCGGUGUUGUAUCUUGGGCAGCUCUACUCUCCAAUGGAGAAUGUCAUGGUGCUAUUUUUAAAAUUUGGGAAUACAAACUCACUACCACUGUUGUGAAGACUUCAAAACCCUCCCCAGUUGUGACCCGUAGAACAACAAGGAGUAGCUUAACAAAUGAUGAUGGAUAUGUUGAAACUGACCCCACUGAUGUUGGUAAAAAUGGUGAUGAACAGCAGUUUACUAUUGUGAUGAAUUCAAACUUUAGUGAUUCUAGUGAAAUUCAUACCUUGCUUCAUAAAAAUAGUGUGGCAAGCUUGAAAGAAGAAUACAAUAAUAAUCAAAAUGGCUUAAAACCUCCAUCGACCACCAUAACAGACUUUGAAAAUUCACGCCUUAGGAGGAAAUUUCAGGAGGAAACUCAGGAGGCAUCAGAAGUGUAUGAGCAUCCGACAAUUCACCGCCAUCAUGGAAGGCAGACAUCAGGAACUCAUGACGAUCACAGUGAACAGCUAGAAAGAGGUUCAGAUGCAUGGUAUCAUCAUAGAAAUUAUGCUUUUCAUCCUAAACAGGUUUCAACAACUGCAGCUGUCCCGUCUGGAAUGAGAACAAUGCCUCCAGAUGUCUUGGCUCCACCUGGAUAUCAGCUUCAACAGAUACAUGAAAAAAUCAGUGUUCUCAGAUAUAAUGGUACAGAUUGGCUGGAGGAAACAUUGACGAGUAUGGGAAUUAGGCAAUUAUGCCAUAAUCAGAGCAACUGCAUCCCAGAUAUGAAAUCUCAUUGCAAAUCAGUGGCUGUAGUUCCAGGGGUCAAAGAAAAUGCUUGGCAGCUUAUUACAAGCAGCACAACAUUUGUGAGCAAUCCUGUGAGUGGGGAGGAACAGCAUUUGGCUCCUUGGACUUUGACAUCUAUCCUCAGAAAGAUAAUAGUGAAUGUAUGAAAUUUCAUGCAAUGAACAUAGAAUGUAAAUUAUAUGCCCAGCAGGAAUUUAUACACUUUUAAUCCAUUUUUAGACUAAAGAGUUGUAGUUGUUUUUUGAGUUGUGUUUUAGUAUAAAUACAGUUGUAUCUUUUUAUUGUCUAAUUUAGUGGUAAUGGUGUAUAUAUAUAAUGUAUGUUUAUUUAUUUAAUUACUGUAAUUAUUUAUUUAUUGUUUUCUUGAUACACACAUUACGUAAAUGUAACACAUAGUAUCAUAUUGUUCUCAUGCUGUUACAUAUGUUAAGUAAUUAUUGACAUUAUCAUGUAAUUACAGUACUGUAAAAUAUAACUAUUUAUGUGCCAAAAGUGUAUAAAUUACUGCUAAAUGGGUAUGUGUGUGUCCAGGUACAAAAGUUUUGUUGAAUAUUUCAUGUACAAUAAUUUCAAUAAUUUAUUUUGUACAUUUAUUGCAGUGUUGUCUUUUAUUUUGUAUAAUAAUUGUUGAUAAAUACAGGUUUGUUUUCUAGUCUACUCUGUCAUGCUGUAUGUGAUUUAUGUCAGGUCUGAAAGAAGAAAGAUCCAGAAGAAUACAAGUUGUGCUGUUGGCAUAUUCCAAACUAUUUUCUUAUCUGGUAUAAUGUUUAUGGAAGAUCAUUUUUUUGUUCAAUUCAUAACAGUAAGCUUAAAGCCUAGUUUACAGUUUGUUGUUUACAUGAAAAUGGCAACCAACCAGGCGACAAGUCAGUGUCAGAAAAAUAUUUAUUUGUAGACUGAACAUUUAUUUGUUAAUGGGUGUGAAGGUAACAGCUAAGAAUAUUUCUGGAACUUUUGCAGCUUGUCACAGUUCUUUUGUAUUCUAGUUUUAAAACUGUGUAAGAAAACUUUGCUCCUCAAUUUUAAUCAAGUAUUUUGAACCUGUUUUGUUGGUAAUUAUUUUAUUCAAGAUGAUAUUUUGAGUCUUUCAUCCUUCUAGGAAAUACAGUAUUUGAACCUUGAAUUUUCUAGUCAUUUGAAGCUUUAUUUAUUAAACUAAUGUAUGAUUAUCUCAUUGUUAGUUUUGGUUUAGUUCCUAUAGGAUAUUUGAAAACUGGACUUCAUGGCUAUCUUUGGUUGCGCUUUAUUAGAAUGUGUAACUAUAGUAUGUCAGCCAUCUUGAUUUUGCUUUUAACCCCCCCAUGACUCUGACAUAUCUGCUACAUGUAGGCUAAAUGUCACAAGCAACGUGUAUUACAUUCGUGGUAAUUUUAACUGUUCAUUCAGUUAUGAUGCUAGUUGCAUUAUAGGGCAUACUUCAUUUUGUAAAUGUUCUGAUUCUAGACAAAAAUAAUCCAUACAUCAUGGACCAGUGGCUGGUUCCAAAAGUUUGCACAUACCCCUACCAUUUGUCAUAUCAAAUAGAUAUUCCAUGCCACUGCUCAGUAUUUUGCAAUUUGCAAAAAAUGAAAAAAUAUGUGCAUAUGCAUUGUGCAGGAGAAAUGUUCAUUAUGUAGAUAAACUCGUGUGUGACAAGAUUAUCAUCUUAUUAGCAAAGUGAGUGAUGCACCAUGCUUCUGUAAGGAGUAUAAGUGGUAAUGUACAAUUUGAAAAUGGAAGUUGCUGGUUCAUAUUUGCAAAUUUGCUGAAUUAGGUUCUUGAGAUUUGCCUCUAUAAGUAUUUGGGAAAUUCAUAAUAAAAAUGUCACCAGUCUUGCUGUCACAGAAUAUUUUUCCUUUAGCCGUGUUAGUAGUCAUAUUUCAUUUCAUUUUUAUAAGAUAAUUGGAAUAGACCUAUUGACCAUUUUCAUUUGUGACCAAAUGCUAUAGAAAAAUUUUAUUAGCCAUGCUUUUAGGUUGUAUGGAAGGAAUGAAUGUUUUUCUGCUUGGAAAACUCACUCAAAAGUUGUAUAUGAAAUACAUGUUUGUUUCCAGUAA